Molecule: messenger RNA, 2226 nt
Organism: Theileria equi strain WA
Lineage: Eukaryota; Apicomplexa; Aconoidasida; Piroplasmida; Theileriidae
Product: peptidase family M3 domain-containing protein
Exons: 10
Coding region: 1-2226 (741 amino acids)
Biological process (GO): proteolysis; peptide metabolic process
Cellular component (GO): mitochondrion
Molecular function (GO): metalloendopeptidase activity
Source: RefSeq, a predicted model, not a curated record
AUGCUUCCCUCCAGAAGCAGAUGUUUGCUGCGAUACUUGCAGAAAUGUCGUGCUCUGCCAGAGUUUUGGCCCACACCUUGCGACAGCAGCAGAUUAAAUGAUGACAGCAAAGGUACAUAUGGCUAUAGUGGAAGUUUCGCUGGAUUAUCCGGAGAUUUAAGCUCUUUAAGGCAUAGAUAUGCAAGGGAUAGUUCUGGAUAUACGAGAAGGUAUGGUUCAGUUGCUCAGGAAAAGACUUUAUUUGGGCUUUUGGCAACGUCCCCCUCCGACCUCCUCAAACUCUCGAAUUUGGUAAUUAAAGAGUCUCAGGAUGCUAUAGACAAGCUCUUGGUAGAUGUAAAUCCUUCUGGAAUUGUCUCUAAAAGGGUUCUGACUGUUAUUGAUGACAUUUCAAACUCGCUCUGUCUAAUUGCAGAUCCCUCGGAACUGCUAAGACAUGUACACCCAUCUGAAGAAUGGAGAAUGGCUGCAAAUUCGUCCGUAGAGAACAUUUCAGGGUUCAUUGGAGUAGUAAAUAUUAACGAGAAAAUUUACAAAAUACUCACCGACAACUAUUCAAAGGAUCUUGAGAAGCUAACAGAGGAAGAAAAUCUCGUUCUGAAGCACAUGAUAAAUUCCAUGAAACAUCAAGGAGUAGGACUGCCUCAGGAACAAAGGGAUGAGUACCUACGUCUACAACAGGAAGAGUUUACACUUUCUUUCGAGCUAUCGGAUACCAAAUCUUUAAAACUUGAGAGCACUGUAGCUCCGAAUGGAAAUGUUAUUCCCCCUGAUCCACAGCUCUUUAUCCACAUCUUGAGAAACUCUGACAAUGAAGAACUAAGGACGCGAGUUUGGUACGCUCAAAGAUGCAGUAAUGAAGAAUCUCUUGCUAAAUUACUCAGGCUCCAAAAUGUGCGCACAGAACUUGCAAAGAUAAGAGGAUUUGAUUCCUUUGCAUCCUGUGCUUUGAGGGAAUGUAUACUUAGUACACCGAACCAAGUUAACACAUUCCUCUGUAAUCUAUACUCUACAAUAGAGGAUAAACUAAAUGCCGAGAUUAAGGAAUUGCAAGAACUGGUUGGUCAUGGAAGACACCUCAUGCCUUGGGAUGUCGACUUUUUGAUAUCAAAAGUAAAGGAUGAUUCAAAAGUGUCUAUAAAUAUCGCAACUAUUCUAGAAUAUUUUAAAAGACUAAUGUCCCGACUUUUUAACGUCGAUAUCGUAAAAACCAAUGAGUCCCUUUGGGAUAAUUUGGUGGCAAAAUAUGAUAUUGUUGAUUCGAGUGGGCCAAUCGCACAUCUUUAUUUGGACCUAUUUGAACGCCCAAACAAAAUUAAUACAUGCGCUCAGUUUACGAUUAGGUGUUCAAAGUGGAAUGCGUAUAGCAAUUCCGGAUUGGAACAAUGGAAUGCUGAUUUAUCUGAAAUAUAUCCCAAAAUAAUGAAAGAAUCAGCUUUAUUUUCAAAGGAUGGGAUUUUGCGUCAAAUUCCAGCGACGGUUGUUGUUUGCAGUUUUCAUAAUUCAGCGCAAGGAAAAACACCCGAAGAAUCUUACAUGGAAUCAAAGGUUGAUUUAAUUGCCGGUCAGACGCUAUUCCAUGAAUUGGGUCACACUGUACAUGCACUGUUAAGUGAGACCAAGUUUCAGCACCUUGCAGGAAAUAGAGGCAGUGUAGAUUUUGCCGAGUUCUCUUCUCACCUGUUUGAAAUUUUCUAUGCAAAAGGUGUUGAGGAAAUGUUAAAUAUUGAGGGUCUUGGAGAGGAUGUCCUUUGCAAAGCAAAGGUACACCUGUACAAAUUCCAAGCAAUUGAAGCUGCACGAAUGAUCUUUGCAUCGCUCUUGGACCAGAAAUUUUAUGGUGAAGCCGUGUAUGAUUUAAAAUAUUGGCUAGAGAUGGAGAGAGGAUUUUCGUUCCAACCAUUUGAGAAGCCUUCAGACAAACGAAAAUUAGGAAAAGGACAAAAAUUCAUAGAAGUGAAGUCGUGGGAACUAUUAGGAGUACCGGCUCUCACAAAUUUCGAGCAUUUGAUACACUAUGGAGGAAAUUACUUUUGCUACCUCUACUCCAGGAUCCUUGCUGGAAAGGUCUGGAACAGUUUUAGUGGAUUAGACGAUGCGGAAAUUGGGAAGAGAUUGCGCAACUUUUUUAAAAACGGCUCAAUUGAUGCUUCCUUGGCCCCGUUAUCAAAACUGUCAGGCGUUGACCUUCAUACCCUUCCAGAAGAGCUGUUUAUUCAGCCAUAA